CAGCGCAGAGUGUCCGCCUCGACAGCAGCCGGCACGGCCAGCCACCAGUCGCCGACAUGAAACUUCUGGCUGUGUUCACCGUAUUGGCCGCUGCCACGGCGGCCCACGCCCUAUACCCGCCCACCACCUACCCCUACCCCUACCCUAAACCAUACCCCUACUACCCAAAGCCGUACCCCCAGUACUACCCCAAGCCGUACCCGUACUACCCUAAGCCGUACCCGUACACUCCGGCCACAUCGUACGCCUAUUCUCAUGGCUCUACGCACGGUCAUUCGUACGGAUAUUCGUACGGCACCACUCAUAUUCCCCACUCCUACUCCCACUCGUACUCGUACCCGAGCAGCUACUAUCAGGGCUACAAGUACCCGUACGGCUACAAACAGCACUACGGCUACAACUACCCGUAUGAGUACCAGACCCAUCACUACAGCUACCAGCCGGUGAAGACGAUCGUAAAGCACCGGCCUGUGCCCGUGCCGGUACCCGUACCGCAGAAGGUGUACAACCCGGUGCCGGUGUACCGCGAGGUGUACAGCACGGCCGUGAACCGGGUGCCGGUGCCGGUGCGUGUGCCGCGCCCGGUGCGCGUGCCCGUGCCCGUGGACAUCCCGCGGCCGGUGCCGGUGCCGGUGCCGGUCAAUGUGCCGCGGCCGAUCCCCGUGCAGAACCACCACUUCCUGCUGCGCAAGGUGGGCGUGCCCGUGAGCGCCGUGGGCGGCGGCUACCCGGUGGCGCCCGUGGCAGCCGCUGCCGGAGGCUACGUCGGCUAGGAAGGUUGCUAGAUGGCCAGCUGCACUGCUGUGACAGCUGGGCAGCUGCCCAGUUCAGCUGCUGUGACAGCUGGGCAGCUGCCGUGUCGGCCGAUCGAAUACAUGGCAAGAGACCAAAGUCUGAAGUUAUCGUGAGCUUGUGUGCGUGUGUGGAUGCUCGCCCUGUAAGCGACAGAGAGUUGAGUCCUGGAUUAAUGAAGUUUGUCCUGCGUCGAUCGCCUUUGAGAGAGGGCAUGUUCUUUGAAGUUAAUGCGUUGAUUCGCAUUCUCUUUGUGUUGUUUGUUUCACUUUACGUGUUGCAAGUUAAGACAGCUGUGCUGGCUUACUUGUCGUUUUACUGUAUCGAUGCUGAGCACUUAUCUACGCCAUUUUAUUUUCUGUGUUUUUCUGUGUCCUCGUCUGCUUGUGAUGUGUCCAGAGCGCAUGUGAAUGGUACACCAUAUGAUAUCGAAUACACCGCAAGCCGAAUGAAAA
Molecule: messenger RNA, 1247 nt
Organism: Amphibalanus amphitrite
Lineage: Eukaryota; Metazoa; Arthropoda; Thecostraca; Balanomorpha; Balanidae
Product: adhesive plaque matrix protein-like
Exons: 3
Coding region: 57-773 (238 amino acids)
Source: RefSeq, a predicted model, not a curated record